Molecule: messenger RNA, 5036 nt
Organism: Rhinolophus ferrumequinum (greater horseshoe bat)
Lineage: Eukaryota; Metazoa; Chordata; Mammalia; Chiroptera; Rhinolophidae
Gene: ZNF445
Product: zinc finger protein 445
Exons: 8
Coding region: 299-3376 (1025 amino acids)
Biological process (GO): negative regulation of transcription by RNA polymerase II
Molecular function (GO): DNA-binding transcription repressor activity, RNA polymerase II-specific
Source: RefSeq, a predicted model, not a curated record
GCGGGCGGUUGCAGCCGGAGGACCUACUGUCGGUGCCGCGGGAAUCGCUCUGGCAACCACUUCUCCAAAGACCCCUGGUUCCGUUUAUUGGAGGAUGGUAUUUAGAAGCCAAGUUUUGGGCACUGAGUUUGAGCUUAUUUCUUAAUUGACAUAUUUGUUCUCUUGCCAGUGAUGUCUGAUGUCCCAGCUAAUGGCGUUGUCCACUGCAGUGCCGAAAAGAUACUCCCAAGGUCCCAGCAGCGACACAGCUAAUGUAGGCUCGGUUUGCACUCUGCUGCGUAGACUCUGAACAGGAGUGAUGCCUCCAGGCAGGUGGUAUGCCGUCCAUCCAGCUCAGGCCCAGGCUUCCAGGGAGCGAGGACGCCUUCAGAUGGUGAAGCAGGAAGAGGGUGAAGGCUACGCUUCAGUGCAGGCUGCCAGGCCGCAGACACUCAACCGUCCUGGCCAGGAACUGUUCCGUCAGCUCUUCAGACAGCUUCGCUACCAUGAGUCUUCUGGGCCCCUGGAGACCUUGAGCCGGCUCCGGGAGCUCUGCCGCUGGUGGCUGAGGCCUGACGCUCUCUCCAAGGCCCAGAUGCUGGAGCUGCUGGUGCUGGAGCAGUUCCUGAGCAUCCUGCCUGCGGAGCUCCGGACCUGGGUGCAGCUGCAUCACCCUGAGAGUGGCGGGGAGGCCGCGGCCCUGUUAGAAGAGCUGCAGAGAGACGUCAGUGGGACACCAUGGAGGGACCCAGCCCCUGCCCAGAGCCCAGAUGUGCAUUGGAUGGGUACAGAAGCCCUGCGAGACGCGCAGAUAUGGCCCUCAGCGUCACCUCUCGGGAGCAGCUCUGCUUUGGGGGACAACCUGGAGCCUCCCUCCGAAGCAGGAGUGCCUGACCUCCUGGCGGGGCAAUCCGAUCCUCCUGCUGCCCAGGUGCCUGACCUUCCCCAAAGAGAGGGGUGUCCAGCAGACCAGGUGACAGCCCAGCCUCAGGAGGCUCUGACUUUCAAGGACGUGGAGGUGACGUUCUCUCAGGAUGAGUGGGGAUGGCUGACCCCUGCUCAGAGGAACCUAUACAGGGAUGUGAUGCUGGAGAACUAUGGGAACCUGGCUUCUCUGGUGGGGCCGUUCACCAAACCUGUUCUGAUCUCCUGGUUGGAGACACGGGAGCCUUGGGGCCUGAAUGUCCAGGAAGCUCAGCCCCAGGAGAAUCCAGGUGCUGCCCCUGCAGGAGGUGAGCUCCAGAUUGAAACAAACAAGUUCAUCUUAAAACAUGAAUCUUUGGAAGAAGCGGAAACCUUAACUGUGCCCUCAGGAAGUCAGGUGAUGAGUGUUUCUGAGGAAACAGGGCUCAGAGCACCUUUUGAACAGAAGAGCAGGUUACAGGAGCAAUGUGAGAACCCCGUGCAAGUCAGCGUUAAGAAAGAAGAGACUAGUUUCAGUCACAGGACCGGAAAAGAACCUGAAGAAUCAGAAGGCAGUAAUAGUGUUAACCUAAAACAUGUCCCAUGUUUGAGAGUUCCCAAAAGAAAGCGAUCCCUUAAGCAUGGUUAUGGCCGACACUUCAGAGGCAGUUCAUACCACUACGACUGCAAGGAAUGCACAAAGGGGCUCAGACGCAUGAUGGGCGGCUUCAGCCUGCAGCAGAGGAUUCAUGCCGGCCUCAAAGGGGCUGCCAAGGAUGCACACGGGAAGGACUUCAGCCUUAGCGCUCAUCACCAACAUGGGCAGAACCUUCACCCGCUGGGGACAUCGUACAAGUGCAGUGACUGUGGGAGGACCUUCAGCCAUAGCUCCCAUCUUGCAUAUCAUCAGAGACUUCACACUCAAGAGAAACCAUUUAAAUGUAGGGUGUGUGGGAAAGCCUUCAAGUGGAGCUCAAACCGGGCACGGCAUGAGAAAAUCCACACUGGAUUGAAGCCGUAUAAAUGCGGUUUAUGUGACAAAGCUUUCCAGCGCAUGUUUGCCUACCAUCUGCACCAGGAAACCCACGCUAAUCAGAAGUUUCUUGAAUCUAAUCAGUGUGAGGAAGCUCUCGCCCAUGGCUCAGGGUUUGAUCAUCAAUUGCAAGCCCAAAGUGGGGAGGAGCUCUUUGACUGCAGCCAGUGUAGGAAAUCCUUCCACUGUAAGUCGUAUGUCCUUCAACAUCAAAGGAUCCACACCCAGGAGAAACCCUAUAAAUGUACCAAAUGUAGGAAAACCUUUAGGUGGAGGUCAAACUUUUCUCGUCAUAUGCGAAUGCACCAGGAAGAAAAGUUCUACAGUCAAGACAUGUGUAGAGAAGACUUCAAGGAGACCUCCAACUGCAGUCAGCCCCAGAGAUCCACCCCCAUUGUGGAGAAAGCUUUCCUGUGUCAGCAGUGUGGGAAAGCUUUUAUGGGAAAGAAAUCUCUCAUGAAUCAUCAGAGAAUUCACAUGGGCGAGAAACGAUACCGAUGUAGCGAAUGUGCGAAAGAGUUUAUCCACAGGUCAGCCUUUAUUGUGCAUAAGAAGCAGCACGCCAUGAAAAGAAAACCUGAGGCGGGGCCCUCUUUCAGUCAGGACAGAGUGUUCCCAGCCCCUCAGAGCAGUCACACUGCAGAGGAACCCUUCAAAUGUAACCAGUGUGGCAAAGCCUUCCGUAACCACUCGUUUCUCCUCAUACACCAGCGAGUUCACACCAGAGAGAAGCCUUACAAGUGCAGGGAGUGUGGGAAAGCUUUCAGGUGGAGUUCUAACCUCUCGCGACAUCAGAGGGGUCACUCUUUGGAAAAACGGUACGAAUACCACGAGAGCAGAAACCCUCCAAUUCUGCAGCCACAGCUCCUCACUGGUGAGAAACCUUUUUGGUGCCAAGAAUGCGGGAAAACCUUUACACGUAAAAGAAGUCUUUUAGAUCAUAAGGGAAUACACAGUGGAGAGAAGCGCUAUAAAUGUAACCUGUGUGAAAAAUCUUAUGAUAGAAAUUAUCGCCUUGUGAAUCAUCAAAGAAUCCACACUAAAGAGAGACCUUUUAAAUGUGAGUGGUGCGGAAAAGAUUUCAUCGGGAGACAUACCCUCUGCAUCCAUCAGAGAAAACACACAAGGAUGAUACAGUCUGAAAGCAGCCUGGCUGAGUCUUCCUCACAGGACACAGGGGUGAGUUCACAGGAAUUAAAGCCAAGUGGGGAGAAGCCCCUUGAAGCUUGUGAGGAAGCUUGUGAGCAGAGUGCCAGGCUCACUGGACCCCAGGACAUACCCAUGAAGAAAAAGGGCCACAGAUGUAGUACGUGUGGGAAAGCUUUCAGCAAGACCUCGCAGCUCCUUAGCCAUAAGAGAUUUCAUACUCGAGAGAGGCCCUUCAAAUGCGAGCAGUGUGGGAAAACCUUCCGGUGGAGUUCAAAUCUGGCCCGUCAUAUGAAAAAGCAUAUUAAUGAUUAGCUUGGGACCUGACAGUGGGAGGCGAGGGAGUCCUGGCUACCCUGCUAGAGAACCCUUAAUUGUGGGCAGUGCAGGGAAAACCUUCCCAAGGGGCCCCACCAUUUCUGUUUUGGAAGCUAGUCACAGAGAAUCCUGAAGAUUCAACAACUCAGGGCGUCCCCUAUCCUACCCACUGGGAAAUGAGAUCUUUGGGGACCUUCUGGAGACUCAGGCCCCCCAGAGGUAGCGCUCAUGACCUGGAGCGCUCCCAGCCAGGUCGCCUUCCGUAACUCUGGAGAGAGAGAGAUCGUUCUUUCUGGUUUGACAGAAUGUCUGUGGCAUGGUGGGCUGUGGCUGCUGGGGAGGGGCCACGUGGUUCCUCAGUUUCCCUCUGCGUCUGGCCUGUUAUGGUACCUGUUCUGUUUGACCUUAAUCAGCAGCAGCGGCAGGAGGAACUGGUUCUGGUCUCCCCAGAUGCCUCCUGGGCAGUUCUGCUGCAGCUUCAGCCUUCGCAGCUGCCUCGGGAUAUCUGCUGUGGGCGUAGAGUUGUCUCAGUGGCCAGUGGAGGACGGAGCGCUCCCAGUGCCCCACCCACAGGUGACGCACAGCUGGGCAGCAGCGGUCCAUCGGUUAAACAGAAAUGUGCUGAGCUCCUCCCACGUGCCAGGCACUGUUGUUUUUGCAAGAGACCCAGCAGUGACCAGAACAGACAGACAAAGCUGCCAUCUUGGAUCUUUACGGACAAUAAACAUGUGAGAUACAUACAGUAUUUUGGAUGGUGAUGUGUGUUGUGGACAAAAUAAUUCAGAGAAGAGUGAGAGGGAGUGCUGGGUUGGGAGGUGGGUUGCGACUGCAAAUAGCGUGAUCACCAAGGGCCUCAACUGAGAAGCUGAAGUUUGAGCAGAGACUUGAAGGAAGUCAGCGAGUGAGCCCUGUAGGUCUCUAGAACCAGGCGCAGGAGGCGGAGUCUUGUCUGGUGUCCUCGGAAGGACAAGGAGAUCCCUGGGCUCGAGUGGAGUGAACCAGCUGGAAGAGAGGGGCCUCGGGAGGUGGUGGGCCACGUGUGAGCAUCGGGUCCUCACGGGCUGAGGCUGCCUCAAGGGCAGGCAGGGAGCUUUCAGACAGUUUGAGUUGAGUGAUGGGGUCUGAAUCUGAAUUACAUUUGACAAGAGUUAACCUCAGACCCAAGGACUCAGUAAAAUGAUAAAGCUGAAAAAUUGGGUGCAGUUAUCCCUGUUGCCAGUUUCCAUGUGUCUGAGUAUCGUAUGGGACCGCCAGCUGGCUCUCCACAGGCGUAAGCAAUUGCUGUGCUGCGUCGCUAACCUCUGCACACUCUGCGCUCUCCCCCUUCACCUGCAGUGCCACACCCCUACCCGUGCUGGCCCAGGUCCUCACUCUUCAAGGCCCAACUUUCCCGGACCCUCGUCCCUCUAAGCCCGCUCCCUGGUGCCUGUAUCUUGCUGUGUUAGGUGUUACCUGGGUUCCCAAAGUUUUGCCCACGAUUGCAGCCAGACUGGGCACUCUGGAGGCCAGGGGUGGGCACUUGUUUUUCUGUUGUAGAGAUUUUUCACAAAGUCGUCUCUGUUAAGGAAUUUGUUCAGCUACUGUGUUUCCCUGAAAAAUAAGACCUAGCUGGACCAUCAGCUCUAAUGCGUCUUUUGGAGCAAAAAUUAAUACAAGA